Molecule: messenger RNA, 1293 nt
Organism: Australozyma saopauloensis
Lineage: Eukaryota; Fungi; Ascomycota; Pichiomycetes; Serinales; Metschnikowiaceae
Product: alpha-ketoacid dehydrogenase kinase family protein
Exons: 1
Coding region: 1-1293 (430 amino acids)
Biological process (GO): regulation of glucose metabolic process; protein phosphorylation
Cellular component (GO): mitochondrion
Molecular function (GO): pyruvate dehydrogenase (acetyl-transferring) kinase activity
Source: RefSeq, a predicted model, not a curated record
AUGAUAAGACUCUCUCGUAAUUUGAAAUUGAGCCGAUCUCUCAGGAACGUCAACUUUGUCAAAUGCUACUCCACGGAGUUUAGCGAUCAGCAGCGAGAGUUUUUACAAGAAUACAAAAUUAGACUGUCUCUUGAGAGACUCAUUUAUCAUUAUGCCAGCCAGCCGUUGAGCAAGUUCUCGAUGCUGGCACUCUAUGAACAAUCUAGAAAGCUUAACAAUACCACCAUCUUGCAGAUCGCACAGGAGACAGUAGAGUCGCUUUUGGCUUAUAAUGCCCGUCGUCUUCGAAAGUUCCGGAAUUUGCCUUACUUGGUGAUGUUGAAUCCCGCCAUUUCAGAGCUGUACAAUAUGUAUCUCCAGAGUAUGUCGAUUUUGCUCCGAGCAUCCUUGUAUCCACCAACGACGCUAGAAGAGAACGAUCGUUUCAGCGAGGAAGUUCUUUCGGAAUUCAUUGCCAUCCAUGCCGACGCACUCCCAACCUUGUCGAAGGGCUUCGGUGAGGUCAUGCAUCUUCUUACGGAGACUCAAGUGAAACAGUUUUUGGAUCAACAUCUAUCAGAGCGAAUCAGUAUGCGCUUGAUUGCACACCAACAUAUUCUGCUCUCCAAUUCGCUUCGCUCCACGGAUUUUGAGAAAGGCGGAAACUACAAUGGAGUGAUCAAACUCUUGAAUAUUAGGGAUGUAAUCAAGAAGAAUAGAGACUUUGUCAACGAUAUCUGCCAGAUGAAAUAUGACCAGAUCUGUCGUGUGAAGAUUGACACUAACCUCAAGAGUGGUGGCUUUUGGAAUCUGCGUGAUGAUUUUCCAGACUCGGUGCCCAUGACCAACGACGAUCCUAUAAUUUUUCCUUACAUCGAGUAUCAUUUGGAUUACAUUUUCCAAGAAUUGUUUAAGAAUUCGUUCAGAGCCCAUAUUGAGAACGAGGUAGCAGAGCCUGUCCAGGUUACAAUUUCCACCAGCUCUUCCCCCUCGUAUAUGGAGCUUCGAAUUAGAGACAGGGGUAAGGGUAUUCCUCCUAAGAUUGUCAAGCACAUCUUUGACUAUUCGUACACAACAUACGAAUCAGGAGAGGGUGACAGUUACAAAACACUCAAUGUACCCCCAGGGCUUGGCGGUAACACUGUUGCUGGAAUGGGUUAUGGACUCCCAUUACUGAAGAGCUACAUUGAAAUAUUCAACGACACCUUGAGCUAUGAUCCGGAAGAUGAAUCCCCAAAAAUGAAGGGCCUGUUGAGUGUUCAAUCUUAUUGGGGCUGGGGUACAGAUGUGUACUUGAAAACCGUUGGGCAGUGA